AGAAAAAUAUUUCUGCGCUCACAUCCCUUUUGUUUUCCUCAUCCUUCUCUAUUCCAUCCUUUUCUCCCAUUUUUUUCUUUAAACAAAUUCCUUCCUCUCGAACCAAGAUAUCUGUGGGAUUUGACCUGUGAAUCUAGAGAGAUAAAGAUUGGACCAGGCGCCGUCUUUUCCCUCUUCCUUUAGUUUCCUAUUUAGGAGGCUUGCUGCAAGAACAUACAUACCUGUGGGCUUUUCUGAGCGCCGAGGGCUGUGGGCUUUUGAAAACUAUACUGCAAAAUCUAUCUGUGGGACUUUCACCUGUGGGUUCUAUACUGUGGGCUUGAGACUGUCCUGUCCGCUUUCAGUGGGUUAUCGAGGGUAAAUUAUACUCGUGGGCAUAUUCGAGAAAGAUAUCUCGAGUUCAAUAGUACAUAUAACAGCUGUCUGCUAGCUGUUUAUUGGUUCUUGUUUUACUGAGGGCUUGAAUUGUCGGAAGGCAAAUCAAAUACACACAGUGGGUACUGAGGGUACUUUCAGAGGUUGCCGCACAUAUUCUGUUGUAAUAUCGUUUGACUUGAAAUCACUACACGAUGAAGAUGUCGAAAACCAAGUCAACAACGAAAGCUAGUAAGGGGGGCGACAAGGCUGUGUCCAAGGUGAAGAGUGGCUCUGUAACAAAAGCAGCCGUCUCUGCAAAGUCGAAGGGCAAGGAGGUGAGCAAGAAGGCUGUCAAGGAAGACAAGAAAAAGAAGAAGGCUCCAACACCGUCAGAAUCUGAGUCCGAGAGCGAGGCUAGCGACAGCUCCGAGGCCUCCAUUAGUGAAAGCGAUAGCUCAAGCGAGAGUGAAAGCGAGGCUGAGAUGAAACCUGCCGCCGCCAAAGCCGCCGUCAAACCUGCCAAAGCCGCCAAAGCCGCCAAAGCCGAAUCCGAAUCCGAAUCCGAAUCCGACUCUGAAUCUGAAUCUGAUUCUGAAUCGGAGGGAUCAUCUUCGUCUGAGGAUGAGAAGCCUGCUACAAACGGUGCGAAAGUGGAGACAAGUGAGAGCGACGAAUCUGAAUCCGAGAGUGACUCUGAUUCUGAUUCUGACUCUGACUCCGAAGAUUCCACCAUCGAAGAAAAGAAACCAGCUGCCAAGGCUGUAGCAAAGGAAUCCACUACUGAGGAAUCUGACGCUGAGAGCGGCGAGGAGUCCUCCGAGGGAUCCGAGGGAAGUUCAUCUGAUGAAUCUUCCGAUGAAUCGGCCGAGGAAUCCGAAGAAGCCGAAAGCGCUGAGGCUGAGAAACCGUCUUCCAAGCUCCAGAAGCGCAAGGCUGAAGACGAUGAGGAGCUUGCCGCCCCCAAGAAGACUAAGGUGGAGUCCAGCGAAGGUGGAAACCUCUUCGUCGGCAACCUGUCAUGGAACGUCGACGAAGAGUGGCUCCGAUCCGAGUUCGAAGAAUUCGGCGAGCUUUCUGGUGUGCGCAUUGUUACCGAUCGCGAUAGUGGCAGGUCGAGGGGUUUCGGAUACGUUGAGUUCGUCGACGCUGCUGAUGCCGCCAAGGCCCACGCGGCCAAGAAGGACGUUGAGCUCGACGGCCGUAAACUGAACAUUGAUUUCGCUAACGCUCGUUCUAAUGCGGCCCCAAGAGAGCGUGCUCAAUCCCGCGCUCAGAACUUUGGGGACCAAGCGAGCCCUGAGAGUGAUACCUUGUUCAUCGGUAACAUCUCCUUCAGUGCGGACGAGAACAUGAUCUCCGAGGCGUUCUCGGAACAUGGAUCCAUCCUUGGUGUUCGUCUUCCCACAGACCCUGAGUCCGGCCGCCCGAAGGGCUUUGGCUACGUGCAGUUUUCAUCUGUCGAUGAGGCUCGUUCCGCUUUCCAGACCCUCAAUGGCGCUGAUCUCGGAGGCCGGCCGAUGCGCCUCGACUUCAGCACCCCUCGCCAGAACUCUGGGGGCGGUGGCGGCUUUGGUGGCCGUGGUGGUGGUCGUGGCGGUGGACGCGGUGGCCCUCGCGGUGGUGGCGGCUUUGGUGGUGGCCGUGGUGGUGGUCGUGGUGGUGGUCGCGGUGCCCCUCGUGGAGGCCGUGGUGGAAGCACCAAUCGUGGUGGAUUUGGUGAUUACAGCGGCAAGAAGACUACAUUCGAUUAGACCAUGACACGUGAUAUCCUCGAUGUUGAGCUUUUCAUAUUACAAGAAGUUUUGAAUUGAACGAUUCAAUAGGCGCUAUGGAUUGACUCCUCUUUGCCGUAGGUAAUGUAUGAUAUGUGCUUUGUGUUGUUUUGUUUUGGUGCUUUGUUCUCUGUUCGAGAUUUUUUGUUUUCAAUCCCAAAAGUUUCUAUUUGUUGUUAAUACAGAUGCAACGCCUCCGGUCCGGCUAGAAAGACGAUUUUAUGGACCCGAUUUUAGUUAAUGUAUCGGUCGUACCGUGCAAUAAUAAUAACUUCCUGA
Messenger RNA from Blastomyces gilchristii SLH14081, 2408 nucleotides. Its product is annotated as nucleolin. Bases 570 to 2108 code for a protein of 512 amino acids. The record is from RefSeq and is a predicted model, not a curated record. NCBI's taxonomy places the organism in Eukaryota, Fungi, Ascomycota, Eurotiomycetes, Onygenales, Ajellomycetaceae. The transcript is spliced from 4 exons. Gene Ontology annotation, cellular component: cytosol. Gene Ontology annotation, molecular function: mRNA binding.